Molecule: messenger RNA, 898 nt
Organism: Pneumocystis carinii B80
Lineage: Eukaryota; Fungi; Ascomycota; Pneumocystomycetes; Pneumocystales; Pneumocystaceae
Exons: 2
Coding region: 47-898 (283 amino acids)
Biological process (GO): protein depalmitoylation
Cellular component (GO): cytoplasm
Molecular function (GO): carboxylic ester hydrolase activity; palmitoyl-(protein) hydrolase activity
Source: RefSeq, a predicted model, not a curated record
UUUCAAUCAGUUUUUUAUAUAAUUUAGAAAUCAAUUAAUCUUUACAAUGAAAUAUAACAAAUCAACCCAAUACCGUAUUCCAACCUUAUCAGACCUUCCUGAACCUCUUAAGGGAUCAAUCAUAGCACCAAAUACACCUAUUUCUAAUUGUCUUAUUCUACUUCAUGGUCUAGGUGGCUCUCAUAUUCCAUUUGCACGGCUAGCUCGACAUCUUAACCUACCAGAAACUGUUUGUAUUAGUCUUUGCGGAUUAAAACAAACACCUCUAGUUGAUCUUUGUGAUGAUGAAGCUGGAUCUUGGCAUUGGGGCUCAGAUUUAACAUUUGAUGAUGAUGGAAUUGUUUCAGAUGAUGCAGAUUUACAAAAAGCAAUAGAAAUAUUAGAAAUAUUAUGUAAAACAUUAACAGAUCCACUGCCUUUAGGCUGUGGAUUUGUUUCACAAGCAAUUUUCUUCUUAGGUUAUGGACAAGGUGGUCGUUUAGCACUUAAUUUUACAUUAACACAAAGUAAACCAGAAUCUCCUCAUUUUAACAAACGAUUCGGAGGAGUUUUAUCAAUAGGAGGGAUUGUUGAAUCUUUUGAUUCAUUUUCUCAUCUAUUUCUAAACGAAUCUUUAUCUACACAAACAAAUGAAAUGAACAACAAUACUAACAAUAAAGAAGAUCAUAUAAAAAACACAUCUUGUGUCAUAUCUCGUCUUACAACACCUAUUUUACUUUGUGGAGGUGAUGAUGAAUCUCGUAUCACCUCUCAAACUAUACAACAACUUUCAAAAAUAUUUUAUCAGGUUGAACAUAUCAUUUGGAAAGAUCAUGAUGGAGAUACAAUGCCGCGUAACCGCAAAGAAUGGUAUCCUUUGCUUCAAUGGUUUUCGCAACAUCUACUUCAUACUUUUUAA